AUGUUAUUUGAGCUAUUUCAGUGAAGUGAGAGGGAAGCGAAACAUACUGUAUGUAGGAGGUUCAGCCUGUUCAAGGCUAGAUUACAUUGAGUAGUCUGCACUUGGAUGAUAUUGGUUUCUACAGGACUGGAAAUGCAAAUUGGAGAACCAUGUCAAAUUCAUGGGUUUCGUUUUAACAGGCGGCAUUGAAGACAUGAGCACUCACUCUAAACAAUUUUGCCAGCAGAUAGGAGUCUCUGGCUUGUGGGUGCAGGUUGAGACUCAGCCUGCGUAAAGUGUCUUUUGUUUUAGGACCUAGUUUGACCUAAUCCUAUGUUAAAUCGUUUCAGCUGAUCAAGCAGGGAAACAGUUUGAUGUAAUCCUAAUUUGGCUGGUUUCAGUUUUCUAGCAAUAUUGUUGAGCGUUUUUGGAGUUGCCUUGCGCAAUUAAGAAAUGUAUCCUUAGCUCGUUUUUGGGGAUAUGAAAGGAACUUUUUUUUUUUAAAUCACUGAUAUUGAAGUGAAAUUGUUGGUAACAGUUAUGUCUGACCAGUUGCUCUCUAAUGAGCGGUCUUUACCCCUCUUCAGGCGGUUGUGUUACGCAGCUGGUCACUUUUUGAACGACCUUUGCGCGUCAUUAUGGUUUACCUACCUAUUGGUCUACUACCAUUCCGUGCUUGGGUUCAAGAGCACAUAUGCAGGUGUAUUGCUGUUUAUAGGUCAAAUAGCGGAUGGUGUCUCCACGCCCCUUGUCGGUAUCGAGUCGGAUCGAACAGCUGGAUGUGGAGCAUAUGGCAAAAGAAAAACAUGGCAUUUAGUCGGCACUAUCAGUGUACUUAUCUCCUUUCCCUUCAUAUUUAACCCGUGUCUGGGAUGUGGUGACAACACUCCACAGUGGGUGUGGCUCACCUAUUUCACCCCCUUCAUCAUCAUCUUCCAGUUUGGCUGGGCCACCACCCAGAUCUCCCACCUGUCACUCAUCCCAGAGCUGGUGUCCAGUGAGCAUGCCAAGGUGGAGCUCACUGCCUACAGGUAUGCGUUCACGGUGGUGGCCAAUAUUACAGUGUAUGCUGUGGCCUUGUUACUCUUUCACUUCCAGGCCCAGCAGACUGGAGAUCCCUCUGUCACUGACAGCUUGGGCAUUGUUGACAUCCCCAUAUUCAGGGAUCUGUCCCUCAUUGUGCUGGGGAUCGGGGCAGUGUUUUCUUUCGUCUUCCACCUGGGCACCCGAGAGAGGGUUCCUCACAGGGAAGAGCCAGGCGCGCAGAAUGAUGAGAGUCAACCCCUGAUCUCCCCAACUUCCCAUAACACCAUACCCCAAUCUCUCCUCCAAUGGAAUCAUUGGCUGAAGGAGCCUUCAUUUUACCAGGUUGCUUUUCUGUACAUGUGCACCAGGUUGACAGUCAACUUGUCCCAGACCUACGUUUCCAUGUAUCUCAUCAACUCCUUAUUGCUACCAAAGAACUUCAUUGCCACCGUUCCAUUAGUGAUGUAUGUCAGUGGGUUUGUGUGUUCUCUGGUCAUGAAGCCAAUCAGCAAGCUCGUAGGCAUUAGUAUGACUUAUUUGCUUGGCCUUGUGCUGAUCCUGGGGUUUUCCUCCUGGGUGUUGGUGGGCAUGAACAUAGGGAGGCUGAUCUAUGGAGCUGCUGUACUGCUGGGUGCAGGCUCUGCCACCAUCCUGGUCAUGUCGCUCUCCAUGACGGCCAAACUGAUUGGAGAGCAGACGCAAAGUGGGGCCUUUGUGUACGGGGCGAUGAGCUUCACAGAUAAGGUGGCCAAUGGCAUUGGUGUCGUCAUAAUCCAGAGACUGCAUCCCUGCAAUUCACAAGACAGCUGUCCAGAAAGUGUGUGGUUCUAUCGUGAUGUCAUGGUGAUUGUGACCGGGGGUGUGGCCUUAGCAGCAGCAAUUUCCCUAUGCACCCUCCUCAUCUGGCCUAUUAGGAUCCGCCAACGUUUACCCAGUACUUCUGUCCAGAUGGAGGCAGAAGAUAGAGAAUGAGACUACACAGGAGUCAACUGAAGAACAGAGAUUCAUUACACUGAUUAAUCUGUGGGGAAAACAUUGUGCCUGUUCACAGGACAAAGACCAGGAGACGUUCAGUAUACCCAUUGGAAAUACAAUAGGAACUUUACAGCAAGACUUUAACAUCCCCAUAUCUAUCUAUACCUUUAAGCGAUUUAGAUGUAAUGCAUUUAUGGGGAAUUUAUGGGGGAAAAAAAUCAUUUUUUAAACGUUUAUGUCUCAAGUCAGUGAAUAACAUUCUUAUUUACAAUGAUGGGUACCAAUAAAUGGGUACAAUAUUCUACUUUAUAAUAAUACUGUCUACUUACACAGACAUGCCAAUGUUUUACACUUAAAAGGGAAUCACUUUUUUCUCUUUCUUCCAUUGCUUAUUGUCUCCAUUAUUUCCUUCAGAUUUUCAUUGUACAGAUUUUGAAAUUGUCAGUCACUUAGCGAUGUAAACUGUUUUUGCAUUAUUCUUUUCAGAUUUAAAAUGUUAAUAUGUCUUGUUUCCUUUACGAUUUUGAGAGCUUUUGGACACGUUUGCCUGAUGCAUGGUGGAAAGAAUGACAAAAUGACCACAAUGCCUAGUUUCUGAUGAAAAUGCAGAUGGGUUAUCUCAGAGGAAUAAACAUUUACGUCUCACUCACAUCUUCACAGAGCGAGAUGAGACAAUUCAUCAUCA
Messenger RNA from Salmo salar (Atlantic salmon), 2665 nucleotides. Its product is annotated as major facilitator superfamily domain-containing protein 12. NCBI's taxonomy places the organism in Eukaryota, Metazoa, Chordata, Actinopteri, Salmoniformes, Salmonidae. The record is from RefSeq and is a predicted model, not a curated record. Gene Ontology annotation, biological process: regulation of melanin biosynthetic process; carbohydrate transport; pigment metabolic process involved in pigmentation. Gene Ontology annotation, cellular component: plasma membrane. Gene Ontology annotation, molecular function: symporter activity.